Molecule: messenger RNA, 258 nt
Organism: Nezara viridula (southern green stink bug)
Lineage: Eukaryota; Metazoa; Arthropoda; Insecta; Hemiptera; Pentatomidae
Source: the annotation of a GenBank genome assembly
AUGUCCACCGGCGGCCUUUUCGGAAGGUGGGUGAGCACCUUGGGCUGGCAUGGUGUGAUGGUCACCUUGACGGAACCCCUGUUGGACAGAAGACCAUCAUCAGUCUUUUCCACCUUCAUCCUGGCUACUGACUGGAGGUACCUGCGGCCGUGGCGGGGGGUAUGGUACCCCUACCAUCCGGUUUCAGGUGCUGCCAUCCAGCGGCCUAGCGGGGAGCAACAGGUCGCCUCCGGUGUCAGUAGCAAGGCCCAAAUUUAA